This is a messenger RNA of Jaminaea rosea, 3190 nucleotides long. RefSeq lists its product as hypothetical. Lineage: Eukaryota; Fungi; Basidiomycota; Exobasidiomycetes; Microstromatales. The transcript is spliced from 5 exons. The coding region runs from base 188 to 3124 and encodes 978 amino acids. The record is from RefSeq and is a predicted model, not a curated record.
GAUCGCCUUCCCACCCGGGCGAGAAGCUCCCACGGCGUCAGGCAGUUGAUGCGGGGAUGCUGUGCUGCUGAUGAAAAAGACCAUCGGGCAUCCUCCAUAUAGAAUUGCAACGAGUUUCGUCUUCUUCAUUGCAACUCCUCGUUACCACCAACUUUGAUACCCCCUCAUCGACUGGCUAGCGACCAGCAUGGGCCUACAUUACAAUGCGACGCUGCCUGCGGGCAUUAUGCCCAUGCCGACCACGGCCGCAGAGGUUGGUGCGCUGCAGGACUUUGUUCACGGAAUCGUGCAGAUCUACUCGCCAUUGGAGUUUACUGCUCAGGUGUACACCGUCUUGGCAGUCGUGGCCGCUCUCGUCGUCGGUGCCGUAGCAGUGGUACUCAAGCGACUCCUCACCGGCCGCGCCUACCUCCUGCAAUUCUACCCAUCAAGAUAUGGCACGUACGUCAUUCCUAAUUCAACACUCGCGUUUGCGUCCUUCCUGGGCGUGUACGCCAUCCUUCUCAUGGGCUAUUUUCCCCUCAUGGUCCGCUGGCAGCGCGACAGCAACUUCUUUCUGUGGCAUGUGCUCAUCUGGAUCCCUCUCUGGGUGGGCGCCUGGUUCUGUGCAUGGGGCACCGUGGCCUCAUUCCCCGACGCUCUCAGGAUCAAGCGUACAAACUCGGCGGGCGAGCUUCACGAAUACCUUAUCCGUCCCAUCAUCUACAACCUGGCAUGCUGGGCCACACCGAUCAUCCUGUUCGCAUCGGUGACCCCGCCUGCCGUCCUCGCGGACCGCCUGAUGGACAAAACGAACCGUACGUUCGACGCCUGGACGGCUCGAGCUGAUGCACUCAAGGGGCCGGAGGCAGGCCCGCAAGAGAUCCAGAUGCUCUACGACGAUGGGAUGGACAUCUGGCGCCAGACGUCAAAGGCGUGGUGGUACUACUCCAUCUGCAUGACUGUCUGGGUCUUCUGGGCAGGUGCCGCCUUCCUCGUGUACGCGCCUAUCGGCGUUCACACCCUUCGCCGUGUGAGAGAGGCAGUCGAGAUCUGCGAGACAAAAAUGCGCCGUCAGCAGAUGGAGACCUUCUACCUCUUCAGUUCCCGCCCGCCAGGGAUGACAGGCGGCGCAGCAGCGGCGGCAGCAGUCACGGCGGCUGGAAGUCAGGGCAGAGUAGAGCCACCGGACAAUCUGACGACUGCACCGCGGCCCAUGUGGGGGACGCCUGCCACCCUCAAGAAGAGUCGUAGUCCCAGCGGGACGCCAUCAGUCCGUGGCACAGAAGAGAACUACGAUGCCGAGGCGGAUGAAGAAGAAGAUCUCGGUCGCCUCCCUUGCGACGAGGAUGAGGAACGAUCUAUGGCCAUUGCCCGCGAGGAGAUGUCCAUCUCAGGCCGUGGCGCCGAAACUAGCGAGUCUGAAGCGCCUCAAGCUGCGGUCUUCCCACCUCUGCGCCCGCAGCAGCGUCGACCUCGCCAGGAGACGUUCCGACCUGGACGAGACACCAAGCAGCAGCAGAAGGACGACAAACCCAAGUCUGGGCCGACGACAGUGGCCGCUCGCCGCUACAAGAUCUUGCGGCGCAUCUAUCGCAACCUUCUGAUCCUGAUCAUUGCUGUCAGCAUCGCCAUCCUUGAUUUUAUGGCCAUCACGGGCUACAUUUCCGGGCAGCAGUACGCCGCUGCGAGAAAGAACGGCUACGAGGCUGGCCGCGUACAGCAGAUCGCAAAUUUAUGGGCUGCUUGGACCGAUGUGGUCUUCGGUGGCCUCACGAUCGGCGCAUUGCUAUGGCGCUCCUUCGACUCGACGCUCACUGUGCGCGCUGAAGAUGCCAAUGGUGGCGGCAAUGGCAGGGCUACCACCGGCAGACCAAGCGGGGCAGCAAUGUCCGCGGGUCGGCCUUAUACCAUCGAUCGGGCGCAGCUGGCCCCUCAACCAGUGGCACCCGCGUCGAACAAGAGCUCAUCGUCGCGAGGAGGGAGCUCAAAGACCGGGCGCAGCCGGAUCCUCGCGGCAGCCAAUGCAGCCAUCAGCUCGAAGAGUGCUGGCAGCUCUACGAAGAAGGCUGAGAGUAGCAAGCGCGCCGUCGAGCCAGAAGAGGAACGAUGGGGUUCUCAGUCCGCUGGCAGGUCGUCCUGGGGUACAGCUCAGCGCAGGGAGAGGUCAGGCGAGGAGAGUACCUACGAGACGACGUUCCAUGAGGUAGGCGAGGGCGAUGUUGGUCAUCAAGCCAUUGCUAUGCCAGCCGUGCCGCCGAGCGCGUCGAAGCCUGAAAUCUACUCAAGGCGCUUCGCCGGCAGCAACACGGACGGGCAGCACGACAAUGCCGCUGAUGUGGCGGGUCUUGGCCUCGGCUUGGGCUUUCCCGCGCCGCUGCGGCAGUUCUUUCCGGCAUCGCACGACACAGAAGCGACCAAUAAGGGUGAUAUCGAGCAAGCCACCUCAACAGGGGACGGACUCCAGACUCCACGCACAACACGUCGCGUUUCGCUCCCAGGCAAGAAGCGCCCUACUUCUCCCCAUCUAAUGCCCACCAAUGUUACCGACGCUGAGGCGGGCCCUUCCUCGUCUCCCUCCUCUGCCUCUCUAGGCAGGAGAGCCGGAUUUGGCCUCUCCAUGCUCGGCGGUCGCCACUCACCAAAUCCAGCCAAACGACGACCGGGCUCAAGCGGCAAGCACGCAGGGCAGGGAGACGAGUUGGGUAGCUUCUUCGAGCCAGAGUCAACCGUCGUUCGACGGGAUGACUCACUUGACCUGUUUGCUAAUGAGCAGGAAAUUCUCAGGCAAGAGGCGGCACUGAGGGGAGGUACGGGACCCGUUGGGGACAGAGCGCGAGGCAUCAGAAGGGUCGGGCCGGGCGACAUGGGCAUUCUGGAUGCUCUCGCCUUGGUCUCGCCGCCGGUCGGAGACGGGGAGCAGCAUCACGACUCAAACGCGCUCGCCGCUGGCAGCGGCCCUUCUUCGUACGAGAACAGCCCGCUGGGCGCGGCUGGUGGUCAGAGAUUUACAGGGACGGGCUCUGCGCCUCCUGUACCUCAUCAACUGAACAGGACGCCCAGCACUGAGCCUUCCAGGUACGGAGGGUGGAGAAGACCUAGUGCCGCAAGCGUGUCUGCAGGAACAGGCGGCGUGACGCGGUAGUCAGGGUCGGAGAGGAGAGCGACCAAAUCGGAAUCGCCCUUGUCACCACCAUUCCACUUGUCACAC